Nematolebias whitei (Rio pearlfish) is the source of this 3353-nucleotide messenger RNA. It is a transcript of the gene ltbp3, whose product is annotated as latent transforming growth factor beta binding protein 3. Lineage: Eukaryota; Metazoa; Chordata; Actinopteri; Cyprinodontiformes; Rivulidae. Bases 1 to 3171 code for a protein of 1056 amino acids. The record is from RefSeq and is a predicted model, not a curated record. The transcript has 26 exons. Gene Ontology annotation, molecular function: calcium ion binding.
AUGCCCUGUCUGAUCUCCCAUCUGCUUGUCGUCUGGCUGAGCGUCCACAGGCUCGUGUGGUGCUCGGAGCGCGCGCCCUCCUCUGCGCGCGAGCGCUUCAAGGUGGUCAUCGCUCCGGUCAUCUGCAAGCGGGUCUGCCUGAACGGACAGUGCCACGACCGGUGCGAGCAGGGCAACAACACCACGCUGAUCGCGGAGAACGGCCAGGGGGCCGACACGCUCAUCGGACAGGGCUUCAGGGUCGAUCCAUCAGUCAAACAGACCAUUGUGGAGGAUUACGGUUCGACCUGUCCACAAGGCUAUAAAAGAUUUAACAGAACUCACUGUCAAGACAUCAACGAGUGCUCCCUGCAGGGCGUCUGUCAGAACGGAGAAUGCCUCAACACUCUGGGUAGUUUCAAAUGUUCCUGCAAGUCCGGGUUUUUCUUGGAGAGAAAUCGAUGUGUUGAGUCUGCGCCCGAGCUGGCCCAGUGCUUCCGGAUCGCGUCAGAGUCCAGGGGCUGCGAGCACCCUCUGCAGAACCAGAUCACCAGGGAGAUGUGCUGCUGCACGGUGGGCAAAGCCUGGGGCAGUAAAUGUGAAAAGUGUCCUCAGGUGGGCACAGUGGCCUUCAGUCAGAUCUGCCCUGCAGGGAAAGGAUACUUCCUCCAAAGUAUAACAGAAACUGUCGCCUUGCCUCCCAUCAUCUUUCCUCCAAACCCCCCUCUGGUGACGGAGAAGCCUCCAGACCCGACCACAGCGCAGCAGGUCUCUGUCAGUCCACGUGUACCCGUUGUUAAACCCACACCUCCUCCACUGGUCCGAAUCCACCCGGACAAUGACCCCUUCGAAACAGAGACAUACAGCCAGGAGACAGAUGAGUGUGGGCAAAGCAGAAGUAUUUGCGGUCGUGGAGAGUGUGAGAACAGCGCAAACGGCCACAUCUGUCACUGUUUCCCCGGCUACCGUCUCAACCCGCAGAAGAACAUCUGUGAGGACGAUAACGAGUGUGAAUCGGAGCCUUGCGGCCACGGUAGAGGCCGUUGUGUCAACACAGAAGGGACGUACAAAUGCCACUGUCGGCCAGGUUAUAAACACCUGGUGCUGCAUGGAAGACUUAAGUGCACAGAUGUGAACGAAUGCCUUAAACAGGACAUCUGCGGUGUUGGAGGUCGCUGUGUGAACUUGCUUGGUUCCUAUAAAUGUGAAUGUCACAGCGGCUUCAGGGCCAAGUCACACCGGUAUCCAGCCUGUGAAGAUAUUAAUGAGUGUUUGAGUCCAGAUUCUUGUCCUAAUGAGCAGUGUGAGAACACGCCAGGCUCUUAUGAGUGUGUGCCUUGUUUACCUGGUUAUGAGGCCCAUGCUGGCACCUGCUAUGACAUUAAUGAGUGUCUGAAGCCCAACAUCUGUCCUAACGGCCGCUGCGAGAACCUACCCGGAACUUACCGAUGCCUCUGCAACGAGGGCUUCCUCCAUUCAGCAGACAGCAAGAAUUGUGGCGACAUUGACGAGUGUGCAGAUGUUCGGCUGUGUGCUUACGGUCACUGCAUCAACACAGAAGGCUCCUUUAAGUGCCAUUGUUACCCAGGAUAUCAGCGCACGCAGGAGGGUAGCCACUGUGAAGAUAUUAAUGAGUGUGAGCGGACAUCCAGCUGCCUCCGGGGCCGCUGCAUCAACAGCAUGGGCUCAUACCACUGUGAGUGCCAGAAGGGAUACACCCUGAUUGGAGGCAGGGAAUGUCAAGACAUUGACGAAUGUGCUGUAGACAGGAAUCUCUGCCAGCCCUAUGGCUCAUGUGAGAACAGACUUGGCUCGUACGUAUGCGUCUGCAAUCACGGUUAUGUCCUCUCAGAGGACAGACACAGCUGUGAGGCCGUUCAAGUGUUGACAGAUGAGAAGAAGGAGUGCUACCUGAACCUCGAUGAUACGGUGUUCUGCGACAGCGUUCUGGCUAUUAACGUCACCAAACAGGAGUGUUGCUGCUCCAUUGGAAUGGGAUGGGGAGAUCACUGUGAGAUCCACCCCUGCCCUGUCUCCCACUCGGCUGAGUUCCACUUCCUUUGUCCACACGGUCAAGGCUUCUACAGUGAGGAACAAAUCCAGUACAGCCUGCCUGCGUAUCAUGAUAUCGAUGAGUGCUCUUUGUUUGCUGAGGAAAUCUGUAAAAAGGGCCGCUGUGAAAACACGCUGCGAGGCUACGAGUGCUACUGUCAACAAGGCUUCUACUAUGACAGCAACCUUCUCGAGUGCAUUGAUGUGAAUGAAUGUCACGACGAGUCACUGUGCGAUAAUGGUCAGUGCGUCAACACUGAAGGAGGCUUCUACUGCGUCUGCAACUGGCCCUGGACCCCCGACUUCAACAAGAAAAAAUGUGUAACGGCAACAGUAGCAGAUGUGAAUGAGUGUGACAAUCCAGAGAACUGUAAGAAUGGAGUAUGUGUGAACACUGUGGGCUCGUACUACUGUAUUUGUUCUCCACCCUGGACCCUGGCCAUCGACCGCAACAGCUGCGUGACUCCUGAGGAGCAGGCGGAUGUGAAUGAGUGCCAGGACCCCUCAUACUGUAAGAAUGGGAGGUGUGAAAACACGCCGGGCUCCUUUCACUGUUUUUGCGACCCUCCCCUCACCUUCAGCGCAGCGCUGAAACAGUGCGUCUAUGACGAUCGCACCGCAGCACACAAAGACGUAUGUUUCGUGCAGGUUGACGAGGGUCUCAUCUGCAGUCGGCCCAUUGACGUGGUGGUGACUUACUCAGAAUGCUGUUGUCACUACGGUCGAGGCUGGGGGCCUGAAUGUAACACGUGUCCCACCAGGAAUUCAGAGAUGUUCAGUCGUCUGUGUGAGAUGCAUCUGGAGACCGAGUCAGAUGGGGAUCAGGAUUUCCUGGCAGCUUUUGCCAACUACAAUCCAGGUGACAGUUCAGAGGAGGACUCAGACGAGUGCAGCUGCACAAACGGCCGCUGUGUCCGUUCCUAUCUGGGCACCAUGUGUGAAUGUAACACAGGCUUUAGGCUAGACCACUCCCGUGCCCGUUGUAUAGACAUUGACGAGUGCGCAGAACCAGGCCCCCGCAUCAGCUCCUGCAAGAACGCUCGCUGUGUGAACACUUUCGGCUCAUACAAGUGUUACUGUAAACAUGGCUUUGUGGCUACACGUCGCCAAAACGUGUGCGUCCGUCGGAGAACUCAGUGACCUCAGCGUGUCACCUCUGUGUGCCGCUUAGAUAAUUCCACAUCUAUACGCAGCGAACAGUCCCCCCAUCACCCCCAAAAAAUAAAUAAAUCAUGCUGUGCACAGAAUUGUUUCAUCGUGGAAAACACGAUGAACCAUAAACCAUGAAAUGUACAAACGUAAUUUUCUUCUUUGUCUUUUAC